AUGCAGCAAUCGAGAAUGUCUGGCGUCAGUUGGGGUUUUGGGAUGGUAUGUUGGUUCAUGCUGCAGGCAAACCUGUUCUAUCGAACGCAAGUCGCAUGCAGCUCCGUUCUAGUGGCCGACUUCCGGAUGACCCGCAUGGUCGAGCUGAGCAGUCGACCUCCCUACUGCAAGAUACACUCCGAUCGUGGAGAUAUCCAACGAAUGUUGCUAGCGUCGGACACAAAGAAGAUGCGUCAAGUGCCCCGCGAAUCGGUAAUUGCUUUGGAGGAAGUUUGCGGCGAAGCUAGCGAUAUCUCCGGAGAGCUGCAGGGAGGAUUGGGUUUUAUCUAUCCUGGCACCAAAUGGUGCGGACCGGGUAAUAUUGCAACAAACUAUUCGGACGUAGGACGAUAUGCUGCCGAAGAUCAGUGCUGCCGGGAGCAUGAUCUGUGCCCGAAUGUGCUGCUGCCCGGUGAGUGUCGCCGUGGGCUAUGCAAUCGUGGAACCUUUACACGGUCGCACUGUGAUUGUGACGCGCGGUUCAGAAGGUGUUUGCAAAACUUAAACACGGAAACGGCCAACACACUGGGUGCUAUAUUCUUCAAUGUCGUCCAGGUGACAUGCUUCGGCGAGAGAAGACCGUGCUCGGUUUGGCAAAGAGUGGGGUUCAACCAGACGGAAGCGGACGAGCUUUGUUCGCGGUGGAAGUAUCGACCGAGCGAAAAGUACAUCCCCAUUAUGCAGCAAAAGUCCAACAAAUAG
Molecule: messenger RNA, 741 nt
Organism: Anopheles marshallii
Lineage: Eukaryota; Metazoa; Arthropoda; Insecta; Diptera; Culicidae
Product: group 3 secretory phospholipase A2-like
Exons: 5
Coding region: 1-741 (246 amino acids)
Biological process (GO): phospholipid metabolic process; arachidonate secretion
Source: RefSeq, a predicted model, not a curated record